AUGACAUCCCAGCUACAGCAGCAGGACCUGGUGGUGUAUAAUGACGGCCAAAUAGUGUCGGAAAAACUGUUGCGGGGUGAAUACAACUCAUUGACUGCAAUCACACACAUACAAGGAACUGCACCUUCAUGGCUCUUGACAGGUGUUGCGGAGAACUGUCUUCUUGGAACAUGCCAUUUCAGUCCGGGUUUGGGCACAAAUCUGGCAUUUAGCGCCAAUGAACCCAGAUCACCAGUUUUGUUUGCAUCUUUUUACCAAGAUGCGGCGUUCUAUUCCAAGACUUGGAAGAAGCAUUUGGGAUUGGAUAUUGCCAGUCAAACUGGUAAUGCCAGGUACCUGGACCUGAUGGAAGAACUGAUGCAUGUGCUUUCAAGAGGGGCAGAUCCCAAGCAAUCGCUGAAACAUGUUUUUGACAAGAUUUCAACCGAAGUUCAGAAACUGGCUGCCAAAGGAGCAAAGCCUAGCUUGAUAAUAGAGGCCCCAGAACUGCUACUCCACACCAUAGAUAUUGAGGUUGACGAUCUGCUAUUAAGUUUACACAAGCUCAACGAAAAGACUAACUUGACCUUGGUGAUGUCAAUAGAUCGCCCUUUGAUAGAAGCCCAUUCAAUUCAGGACGGAAACGGACUGCGUGGAAAACAUAGUUCAUUGGUGUUGAAACUUCUCCACAGAGCAAAUACCAUAAUUGACAUACAUCCGCUGGAAACUGGCCAUGCAAAUGACGCUACUGGGGUUUUAACUGUGAGCAAAGGUCCUAUUCCACUUGAUGAUGUGAAAGUUCAGGAAGGUGCUUAUUUGUAUCUGUUGAAUAAGGAAGGCAGUGCAAGGCUGUUCUUCAAAUGA
Molecule: messenger RNA, 843 nt
Organism: Kuraishia capsulata CBS 1993
Lineage: Eukaryota; Fungi; Ascomycota; Pichiomycetes; Pichiales; Pichiaceae
Exons: 1
Coding region: 1-843 (280 amino acids)
Biological process (GO): tRNA wobble uridine modification
Cellular component (GO): elongator holoenzyme complex
Source: RefSeq, a predicted model, not a curated record